Molecule: messenger RNA, 567 nt
Organism: Ectocarpus siliculosus
Lineage: Eukaryota; Phaeophyceae; Ectocarpales; Ectocarpaceae
Source: the annotation of a GenBank genome assembly
AUGGUCAAGUUCACUGCGGGAUUCGCUCUCGCCUCGGUGCUCUCUUUGGCGAACGCCACUGACUUCAAGGUUCGCGUGAGGAACCUGACCUACUUGCAGCCCUUUUCGCCCAUGUUCGUCGUGGCGCACACCAACGACGUGGCCGUUUUCAAGGAGGGAUUUCCGGCUAGCGAUGCCGUGAAACUGAUGGCGGAGGAUGGUGAUAACUCCGCGCUCGUGGAGCUUGUGGCCUCCGCCGACGUGGCCCCGUACAUCUGCGGUUCCGUAGCGGGGGACGCCCCGGUCUUCCCUGGAGAGACGUGGAGGGGAACGCUGACCAUCGACGAGAGCGUCUGCCCCGACCCGGUCUACAGCGUCGUCAGCAUGCUCAGUACCGAGUCCAACAACGAGCUGUGCACCCACAUUCCUGGCCCUGCUUGCCCGGCCGACAGCGGCAACAUGGAGGACGGACCCGGCGAAGAAUUCAUCCACGUGCACCGCGGCUUCCACGGGGUGGGCCCGGACCUGGGCGAGGCCAACUACGACUGGCGCAACCCGGUCGCCGAGGUCUUCAUCGCCCGCCAGUAG